Molecule: messenger RNA, 486 nt
Organism: Boeremia exigua
Lineage: Eukaryota; Fungi; Ascomycota; Dothideomycetes; Pleosporales; Didymellaceae
Product: tropomyosin
Exons: 3
Coding region: 1-486 (161 amino acids)
Source: RefSeq, a predicted model, not a curated record
AUGGACCAGAUCAAGAAGCGCAUGGAGGCCCUCCGCGUCGAGGCCGACGAGAGCGGAGCCCGCGCCGAGGAGUACAAGGCCAAGGUCAAGCAGCUCGAGGGCGAGACGACACAGAAGGAGCAGGAGAUCACGUCGCUCUCGCACAAGAACUCGGUGCUCGAGGGCGAGGUCGAGAAGCUCGAAGCGCAAGUCAAGCAGUUCAAGGACGAGGCCGGUGCAGGCGCUCAGGCCGGCACCCAGGCCGAGAGCCUGCAGCGCAAGAUCCAAGUGCUUGAGGAAGAGGCUGAGGAGUCUGACAGGACCAUCCGCGAGCUCAACGAGAAGCUCCGCCAGACCGACGUCAAGUCCGGCCACUACGAACGCAAAGUCCAGGCUCUCGAGCAGUCCCGCGACCAGUGGGAGUCCAAGUACGAGGAGAUGGCCAAGAAGUUCGAGGACACCAAGAAGGAGCUGGACGACUUUGUCAAGGACAUUGGCAACAUCUGA